AUGGUGUCGGUAGAUCACCUUUCGUUGGAAAUACAUGAACGACACUCAAUUGACUUUUUUUUAUUUCCAUGUAUAUUUAUAUCAACUUAUACUCAGUCCAGCACAACGUGCUGCAAUCACUCAGCAUGAAAAAUUUUCAAAGUUACCUGUAACAUAGCUUACAAUAGCCAAUUAUUCUAAUAAAAUUUUGAAACAGUCAACAUAGAUUUAUACAAUAAAUAAAUGGCUUUAUCAAUUGGUAAAAAAAUACCUGAAGGAGCAAUUAAACUAACACCGGAAGAAGCAUUUGACCAUCAAUGGAAACUAAUCAAUAAUUGGCCAAAUUUCAUAGAUGUGUGGCCUUUUUUUCUUGGAACACCCAUUUUAGCAGGAUUAGGGGCAAUAACAUCUAUACGGAUAAAUAGUGCUAUUAGAUCAAAAUUAAAUUUACGUAAUUACGGAAAAGUAAUUUCUCAUUAUACAGUAAGCCUAGCAACAUUUACAGUGAUAGGAUUGAGUCAUCAAUCGAUUAUUACAGAAAAAAUCAUAACUUUAAAGGCUUCUUGUCCUGUUUGUAUUGAGACCCAAGCAAUACUACUCCAAUUAGGAAGCUGUGUACUUUAUCCAUCUAUUCUCAGUUCAUGUACAAACUUGUAUAUGGCCAAUAAAUAUGCAACAUAUAGAAUACCAUAUUUUGCUGAUGGACAAGGAAUAUUCAAAUUAUACUUGAAAUUAGUGGAAUCACUGAAAAAGAAAAUUGUGAGACAUGUAAUUUUGAACUUUAUUGCUGCAGGUUUUAUAACAUAUUUGGAGAGUGUAGCUUUAGCAAAGAUCCACAAAAAAUUGAUGAAAAAUGAAAUAGAAUUAAAUGAAAUUAAUAAAAUACCACCUGAAACAAAUCCAAAGAAACUUUCGAAUGGAAAAACAUGAAUUAUGGACUAUUAAUUAUAGUUGUUAUAUAUUUUUAAACUGUUUAUAUAUCACUUUAUUGAAUAGUUACAUGAUAUCAGUUUUGAAUAAAAAAUUAUUUAAUGCA
This is a messenger RNA of Chelonus insularis, 1015 nucleotides long. RefSeq lists its product as uncharacterized. Lineage: Eukaryota; Metazoa; Arthropoda; Insecta; Hymenoptera; Braconidae. The transcript has 5 exons. Gene Ontology annotation, biological process: mitochondrial respiratory chain complex I assembly. Gene Ontology annotation, cellular component: mitochondrion. The record is from RefSeq and is a predicted model, not a curated record. The coding region runs from base 223 to 909 and encodes 228 amino acids.